AUGGAGAGAGAUUUUUUUUUUCUUUCUACAAAAGAUAAGGUCGCCAAGGAAAACCGCCGAAAGCGAUUGGAAAGCAAUGGCUAUGUUGUCGGUGCUCAUACGCAAGCAGAUUCAGUGCGGAACAAAGAUAGAAGAUUACGAAAGACCAAGAGAAGAUACAACAAAGCUGUCAGGGACUGGGUGGACUUUGCUGAAGAGAAUGGUAUUAAGGGCUACACAUUAGGCAGCUCCUGCGCCGCUCCAGAUCAUACACUGAUCAAAGAAUUCCUUCGCUGGUACUCCUAUUCGGCGAGGGGGCAGAAAGCAAAACAAAAACAUGGACGGCCGGUUAUGAAAUCGGUCCUUAGUUGCGCAGAAAGAUUAUUUGGUGGGUUCGAAGAGAGUAUGCAAAUCAACAUUGUGCUAGAAGACCGAAAGGAAGUGUUCAACUGGAUUAAGAGAACAUUGACGGAAUAG
This is a messenger RNA of Penicillium oxalicum, 456 nucleotides long. RefSeq lists its product as uncharacterized. The transcript has 3 exons. The record is from RefSeq and is a predicted model, not a curated record. The coding region runs from base 1 to 456 and encodes 151 amino acids. Lineage: Eukaryota; Fungi; Ascomycota; Eurotiomycetes; Eurotiales; Aspergillaceae.